GGUGACGCUCGAACACUCCCUCAACAAGCUGGUACUUCCUCAUUCCUGCACACACCUAUAGACAGACAUUCUUCUUAUAGGUGGUGUCUCCGAGGUGUCUCAGUGGGGUGAGGGUACUCUCUGUGGCAGGAUCAGUGGCACGUGUCUUCUGGGCGACUUCUGGUGGGACCGGUCUAUUUCCUGGGUGAACAGGUCUGGUGAGACCGGUCUAUUUCCUGGGUGAACAGGUCUGGUGGGACGGGUCUAUUUUCUGGGUGAACAGGUCUGGUGGGACCGGUCUAUUUCCUGGGUGAACAGGUCUGGUGGGACCGGUCUAUUUCCUGGGUGACAGCAUCAGCCCCAUGGCAUCUGGUGUGGGGAGCAGUGUUCUGGUGACGGGGGCCAACAGGGGCAUCGGUCUGGAGCUCGUCACGCAGCUUGCAGAGUCCACCAACCCGCCUCAGCUGAUCUUUGCUGGCUGUCGAGAACCAGAGAGAGCUAAGGACCUGCAAGAGCUGUCCCAGAGGCACCCGCAGAUGGUCAUCAUAGUACCACUGGACGUGUCGGAUGCGGCCAGCGUGUCGGCGGCCUGCCAGAUGGUCUCCACCAGGCUGGGGGAUGCAGGCCUGAACCUACUGGUGAACAACGCUGCUGUUAACCGUCCCAUUCCCGGCAGCCUGGCUCAGACGGGCGCCGACGACAUGAUGGAGGUCUACCGGACCAACGUGGUGGGACCCAUGCUGCUCACCAAGGAGUUGAUGCCUCAGCUGCAGAGGGCAGCAGCUCAAGGUUCAGAGUCAGGGUUGUCCUGUCGAAAGGCAGCCAUCAUCAACAUCUCCACGUUGAUCUCCUCCAUUGAGAAGUGCUAUGAGAGCUUUGGUAUGGCGCCCAUGUACCCCUACAGGACAAGCAAGGUGGCGCUGAACAUGCUGACUCGCUGCCUGUCAGAGGACCUGUGUAAGGACGGCAUCCUGGUGACGGCUAUCCACCCCGGCUGGGUCCAGACGGACAUGGGCGGGGCACAGGCUCCCCUGCCAACGAAGGACAGUGUCCGGGGCAUGCUGGGAGUGAUGUCAUCACUCACGGAGCAGCACCGCGGGACACUGCUGGACUGGAAGGGUAACAGCAUCCCCUGGUAGCAGAGGGACCCACCCAGACACAGAGGCCUGACCAACACUGUCUGUUCUCCCCUGUCAAGCUCCAGUGGGGAUCUCAUCCAGGCUUUCUGCUGGCAUGACAGGGCCUGUCUUCCCUGAAUAAAAACCAGCCUCAAUACA
Messenger RNA from Osmerus eperlanus (European smelt), 1256 nucleotides. RefSeq lists its product as uncharacterized. The transcript has 6 exons. Gene Ontology annotation, molecular function: oxidoreductase activity. Lineage: Eukaryota; Metazoa; Chordata; Actinopteri; Osmeriformes; Osmeridae. Bases 342 to 1118 code for a protein of 258 amino acids. Gene Ontology annotation, cellular component: cytoplasm. The record is from RefSeq and is a predicted model, not a curated record.